Molecule: messenger RNA, 1230 nt
Organism: Spirodela intermedia
Lineage: Eukaryota; Viridiplantae; Streptophyta; Magnoliopsida; Alismatales; Araceae
Source: the annotation of a GenBank genome assembly
AUGGCGCUGCCGCCGCCUCCGGCGUCGUGCGGGCAGUACUGGUCGCAGUUCCUGAGCAGCGCUCUGUCGGCGAGAGGUCCCAACGCGCUGCCAUACCAGGAGGACGCGAAAUGGCUGAUCCGCCACCACCUGGUCUCCCUUGCAGAGGCCUUCCCCUCUCUUCCCCCCAAAUCCUCCCUCUUCACUCACAACGAUGGCCGCAGCGCGCAGCUCCUGCAGGCUGAGGGCACCAUCCCCAUCCGCUACGCCGGCGUCGUCUACAACAUUCCCGCCGCCAUCUGGCUCCUCGAGAACUACCCCCGCUGCCCCCCCUCCGUCUUCCUUCUCCCCACCAGCGACAUGGUCGUCAAGCGCAACCACACCUACGUCGACCAGUCCGGCCACGUCUCCGUCCCCUACCUCUGCAACUGGAUCUUCCCCUCUUCCAAUCUCGUCGAUCUCGUCCGCACCCUCUCCCACCUCUUCAGCCAGGAGCCCCCUCUCUUCACCCGCGAGAAAGCUAACCCUAACCCUAGCCCGAUCCCUAAUUCCCCCCGCCCGCCGCCGCCGUCCUCCUCCACUUCCUCUCCCUCUCCCUCUCCCUCUCCCUCUCCUUCCCGGAUCUACUCCCAGGCGGCGCCGUACGGGGCCGCCGGGGGGCGGCUUCACCAAUCCCCACAGCGGCGGCCGGCGGAGGACCCCGCCGAGGUCUACCGCCGCAACGCGGUGAACAGGAUCUUGGAAGUGGUUCACGCGGACAUGGUCGCCCUUCGGAAGACCCGAGAAGUGGAGACGGAGGAGUUGAUGUCGACGCAGGGCGUGCUGCGGCGGCGGGAGGAUGAGCUCCGCCGGGGGCUGCGGGACAUGCAGGGGGAGAAAGAGGGGCUGGAGCAGCAGCUGCAGGUGAUGCUGAUGAACGCGGACGUGCUGGAGCAGUGGCUGAGGGAGAACGAGGGGAAGAAGAAGGGGCACGACGUCGACGCGGAGGAAUUGUUCGAGCCCUGCGAUCCCUUCUCGAAGCAGCUGAUUGAGUGCACGGCGGUAGAUCUGGCGGCGGAGGACGCGAUCUACUCUCUGGACACGGCCGUGAGGGAAGGAGCGAUCCCUCUCGAUCUGUACCUCAAGAACAUUAGGGUUCUGUCGAGGGAGCAGUUUUUCCACAGGGCGACGUCCAAGAGGGUUAGGGCUGCGCAGGUUGAGGCCCAGGUCUCCGGUAUGGCUGCGACGGCACCUCAGUACAGUGCGACAUAG